Venustampulla echinocandica is the source of this 939-nucleotide messenger RNA. RefSeq lists its product as uncharacterized. Bases 1 to 939 code for a protein of 312 amino acids. Lineage: Eukaryota; Fungi; Ascomycota; Leotiomycetes; Helotiales; Pleuroascaceae. The record is from RefSeq and is a predicted model, not a curated record. The transcript has a single exon.
AUGGGUUACAAAGCCACUCUCGACAAGACAACCGAUGAAAUCAUUGUUUGGGAUGGGGAUGAAAUUAUCCAAAAAGAGCCCCUUACCUCCGAGCUCUUCCAAAAUUUGACCGAUGACAAUGUGUGCCAUUCUGAGCUACAUGUCUAUAGAUACCUUAAAUUGAUGGACAGGGAAGAAGACGACGAAAUUGACGGACACUCUCCAAAUGAAAUUUCAUUUGACGUAGUUAUGGACGAGUAUAAGAUAGUGUCAUUGGAGGAUAUGGAGAAGAGCUUUAGAGAGAACCAGCAAAGGUGGCUGAAGAGCGAUGAGCACGACAAGCUGGUUAAAUGCCUCAAGAAGGUGAAGGCUCAGGUGCCGAUCACCAACGUAAUGGGUUUGGCAACAGGCAGCCUACAUCCAAGCGGGGUAAACGAGGAACGCAUGGGUAAGGCACCCGCAUUCCAAAUUGCUGCCCUGUUGACGAUUAGUGAGGUGCUAGGUGGUGGGAACCCUCUCCCGGUAACAGUCCAGGACCCUGGUUACUCCCGCUUUGACACAGAAUUUCUGACUACUCGUCUUAACUUCAAAGUUGUCGAUGACCCGGAAAUAUUCCCACUUAUUAAUAGUGAGAGCAUUGUCCUCAACAUCGGCUCCUGGUACAUGAUUCCAUACUGGAUAUCCCAGGGCGAGUGGCCUAUGUCUAUGAUUACCGAUUUACCAGAACGGGGUUCGGACUCCCUUUUUCCACCCGCGUGUAAGUGGAAAUAUAGCCCCAUGGCAAAGGAGUAUGUCUCUCUUGAUAUUGGUGGACCUGCCCAUGUCUAUAGGAUAGACCCAGAUGACGAGGAUAUGAUGUGGCUUUCUCCCCCCCAAGGAGACGAUGAAGCGGCUUGGUGUGAUGAUACACACUUGUGGGUUAAAUCUCCCGAUAGCACUGGGAUGGCGGUAGCUGAGUAG